This is a messenger RNA of Nicotiana tabacum (common tobacco), 1157 nucleotides long. Its product is annotated as beta-1,3-galactosyltransferase pvg3-like. The record is from RefSeq and is a predicted model, not a curated record. Gene Ontology annotation, molecular function: hexosyltransferase activity. Gene Ontology annotation, cellular component: membrane. NCBI's taxonomy places the organism in Eukaryota, Viridiplantae, Streptophyta, Magnoliopsida, Solanales, Solanaceae.
UAAUCUCCAUAUACCCAUUCUCUCAAAGCUUCGCUCUUUAGCCUUUUUUCCUUCACAAAAAUUUGCUUUACAUGUUACGAUGAAGACAUACAAACCAAAUGGCCGACGUUUCAUCAUUUCCUCAUUUUUCUUUAUUAUAUUCCUUUGCAUUCUAGCUUCAAUCAAUGAAAUCCGAUUUGACAGCUUUUUGAUGUUAGGUAGAUGUGCUCUCUCUCCAACACCAAAUAGUAAUUCUUCUUCUGCUACAGACUUUCUUAGUGUAAAUUCCUCCUCCUUGUCCACCAAUAACGAAAUCCGAAUUCUCAUAGGAAUUUUGACACUUCCCGAUCAGUACCAAAAGCGACACUUCCUGCGUCUAAUCUAUGGAACACAACCUCCAAUAACGGGUGCAAUCGUUGACAUCAAGUUUGUAUUCUGCAAUCUCACAAAAGAAGAUCAAAAGGUAUUAGUGGCACUUGAAAUAAUGCGUUACGACGAUAUCAUCAUCCUCAACUGCCAAGAAAAUAUGAACAAAGGUAAGACGUAUACCUAUUUUUCCAGCUUGCCAGAUCUUUUUUCAGUCUCAGAUGACCAGCCAUAUUAUCCACCUUAUCAUUACGUGAUGAAAGCCGACGAUGACACAUAUAUAAGGCUUGAGAGUUUUGUAGAAUCCCUAAGCCCAUUGCCUAGGGAAGAUUUGUACUAUGGUUAUGUUAUUCCAUGUCCAAGCAUGGACCCUUUUGUUCAUUACAUGUCAGGAAUGGGUUAUUUAGUGAGUUGGGAUAUAGCAGAAUGGAUAAGAGAGUCGGAUAUUCCUAAAAGUCAUUUAGAAGGGCCAGAAGACAAGGUUUUUGGAGAGUGGCUCCGAGAUGGUCACCGGGCAAGACAUCGGUACAAUGCUAAAUGGUCUAUGUACAAUUUCCCCGAGCCGCCGACGAGAUGCACGCACGAGCUGUGGCCGGACACGAUUGCAGUUCAUCUACUGAAGAAUCAAGAAAAGUGGAUUCAGACCCUCAACUAUUUCAAUGUCACGAAGGAUCUUAAACCAUCUAAGUUGUAUCAUAUACCUUAGGCAAACACGUAUUUUCCUCUGUUGUCCAGUUAACGUGACAAUUUUUCUCUGAUGCAUUGAUAUUCAAAGAGAAAGAAGUUGCAGAAAUUCAUUACACAAUCUAGCG